Closterium sp. Naga37s-1 is the source of this 591-nucleotide messenger RNA. The record is from the annotation of a GenBank genome assembly. Lineage: Eukaryota; Viridiplantae; Streptophyta; Zygnematophyceae; Desmidiales; Closteriaceae.
AUGGCGAAGGAGCAGUCUACGAAGCUGCGGAGCAGCCUACGAAGCGGCAGGGCAUCUUGCAGAGCGGCGAAGCAGCCUACAGAGCGGCGAAGCAGCCUACAGAGCGGCGAAGCAGCCUACAGAGCGGCGAAGCAGCCUACAGAGCGGCGAAGCAGCCUACAGAGCGGCGAAGCAGCCUACAGAGCGGCGAAGCAGCCUACAGAGCGGGGGAGCAGCCUACAGAGCGGGGGAGCAGCCUUCAAAGGAGCAGCCUACGAAGCGGACUUGAACGCACCGUUGAAGCAUCUGGGAGAGAGGGAUGGAGCAGUGGAGGGGAGCAGCCGCCGUCUGAUGCAGCAGCCGCCUGAUGCAGUUAAAGGGAGAAGCCGCCUGGUGCAGGGGAGAAGCCGGACAAGGGAGAAGCCGCCUGGUGCAGAGAAGGGAGAAACCGCCUCUGGUGCAGACAAGGGAGAAACCGCCUCCUGGUGCAAAGACGGGGAGAAGCCGCCUCCUGGUGCAGAGAAGGGGAGAAGCCGCCUCCUGGUGCAGAGAAGGGGAGAGCUGCCGCCUGGUGCAGAGAAGGGGAGAGCUGCCGCCUGGUGCAGUUAUUAG